Gryllus bimaculatus (two-spotted cricket) is the source of this 411-nucleotide messenger RNA. NCBI's taxonomy places the organism in Eukaryota, Metazoa, Arthropoda, Insecta, Orthoptera, Gryllidae. The record is from the annotation of a GenBank genome assembly.
GUUGCACGCUCCAUUGCUUCGUUGGUCACUGGCAAGAAAGACAGUAGUGCUUCGUCCUCGAUAAAGUCGCGUAAAAAUAGGUCUAAGACAAGGCUCAAGGUGUCAUCAAGUUUGCACACUUUAUCGUUAUCCGUGUCGACGUGCUCUUUGUCAUCCCCAGCGGAUGACCUGACGCUGAAGACAGACUCAGCGUCUUCGCGCGACACGGAGAAGUCGACUUGCGCAGGGCAGAAGACUCCAAAGAGCGUCCGACUGAACGACAGACCCAUAGACGAGGAGCCGCCCCCGCCAGUGCGGGAGGUCCUCUUGCCCAAGGACGUGAGGCCUCGCUCUCUCACCCCGACCGGAGAGCUGGAGAGAGCGAGUCAAAAGUAAAGGUCAUUUUGUACAUCUAUGUAAUUUUAUUUUAAC